Molecule: messenger RNA, 949 nt
Organism: Amblyraja radiata (thorny skate)
Lineage: Eukaryota; Metazoa; Chordata; Chondrichthyes; Rajiformes; Rajidae
Product: large proline-rich protein BAG6
Exons: 9
Coding region: 62-934 (290 amino acids)
Biological process (GO): ERAD pathway
Cellular component (GO): BAT3 complex
Molecular function (GO): misfolded protein binding; polyubiquitin modification-dependent protein binding
Source: RefSeq, a predicted model, not a curated record
GAGGGAGGAGACGGAGAGGAGGAGAGGGUGAGAGAGGGCCGCGGAGAAGUAAAAGCCAGAGAUGGCCAUGAUCGAGGUUACUGUGAAGACGCUCGACUCCCAGAGUCGUACCUAUGAAGUCGAAGAAGAGUUUACAGUCAAAGAAUUCAAAGACCACAUCUCCAGCUCGGUGAACAUCCCCGCUGACAAACAGAGGCUGAUUUACCAGGGCCGGGUGCUGCAAGAUGAGAAGAAAUUGAAAGAUUAUGACGUGCACCACAAGGUCAUCCACCUGGUGGAGCGGGCGCCACCGCAGACGCAACCCGCAGCCGGAGCCCCGUCUUCCGCCGGCACCUCCAUGCCCCACCCGGUGGGCCCGCGGGGGGCAACAGCCGGGCCCCACGACCGCAAUGCCAACAGCUACGUCAUGGUGGGCACCUUCAACUUGCCCGUCAACCUCCUCGAUCCUCAGCAGAUACAGCAAUCGGUGCAGCAGGUGAUGGCAGGUUUGGGCGAGGCUGGUCGGAGUACACGGGUCACAACAUCCACUGGGGGUGACGGAUCUUCGGUGGAUAUGCACAUCAAUGUGGAGCAGAGUCCCAUCCAGAGUGAGCCACGUGUUCGACUGGUGCUGGCCCAGCACAUGCUGAGGGACAUCCAGGGCAUCUUGAACAGGCUGGAGGGCCACGGCAACGGCGGCACUCAGGAGGCAGCGCCGGGCCCCGCGGACACCACCAGCCCAGCGGCAGAGCCGGUGCUUCCCACCGCUCCUCCGGCUGCCGGGGAGGCCAUGGAGACGUCUGGCACGGAGCCGCCGGCAGCCACGGCCGCCCUGGCGCCGGACCCACCAGCGGAGGGCGCGACCGACGAGGGCGCCACCGCGUCAGAGGGCGCCGAGCCGAGCCUGUCGUCCGCCACCACGCAGACCGAGGAAGCGGCACCUGGCCCCAAGUAAGUAGCCGCGUCCCUC